Messenger RNA from Megalops cyprinoides (Indo-Pacific tarpon), 2714 nucleotides. It is a transcript of the gene lrp10, whose product is annotated as low density lipoprotein receptor-related protein 10. The transcript has 9 exons. The record is from RefSeq and is a predicted model, not a curated record. NCBI's taxonomy places the organism in Eukaryota, Metazoa, Chordata, Actinopteri, Elopiformes, Megalopidae. Gene Ontology annotation, cellular component: plasma membrane. Gene Ontology annotation, molecular function: protein binding. Bases 1 to 2295 code for a protein of 764 amino acids.
AUGGACUAUUCAACGUAUAUUUAUGUGAACUUAUUACUUUGUACAUCGUGGAUUAGCAUGGAGCUGGCCUCUGGUUCUGCUCGCUGUGAAAGGUCUCCUAAAAUCCUCCAGGCCAGACAAGGGGAGAUUCGGAGCUCCGCCCACCACAGCUGGUCCUCCCGGCAGCUCAACUGCAGCUGGCUGAUCCCUGCACCAAUGGGAGAGCCUGUCAUCCUGAGUUUCUCCCAGUUCUUCACACGGUGUGGAGUGGAAUGGGUGUCUGUGACAUCAUCGGAGGGCCCCCCCACCUCCCUCUGUGGGUCCCAGCUGCCUCCGCCGAUGGAGCUGCGGGGGGGGAACAUUACUGUGAUGCACCACUUUGUCCAGCACAUAUACCCUCUGUCCAUGUUCCGCCUCUCCUACAUCAGGGGCUCCGCCCCCUGUGCUGUGGGGGAGUUUCCGUGUGCGGGUGGGCGGUGUUUACCCGCUUCCUGGCGCUGUAACGGGCAGACCGAGUGCCUGGGGGAGGGGCCCGGGGAGGGGUCCGAUGAGCAAGGGUGUGAGUGGGGCCGGCAGGGCCCUGGGGAUGGGCGUGGCCUCGGGGACGGGCGUGGCCUCGGGGACGGGCGUGGCCUCGGGGACGGGCGUGGCCUCGGGGACGGGCGUGGCAGGGGCGCGGGAACCACAGCGGGAGGCAGGGACAGCGAGACGAAGGCUCACCGCGACUCUGGGUCCUGCGGGGGCCUCCUGAAGGGCUUCUACGGCUGGUUGGCCCCCCCGGCGCUGGCGGGGCCCCCCCUGCUGUGUGUGUGGACUGUGGACCCCCAGGACCCCAGGCCCCUGCGCCUUGACCUGCGGCUGCUGGAGCUGGGGCCCGGGGACACCAUCACCAUCACCGACCAGCCCCAGGGCCAGGGCCACACCAUCAAAACCAUUACCUGUGCUUCCAAUUACAAAGUGGUGGAGGUGGAGUCCCGGACUGGCUUGCUGUCCCUGACCUAUCGCAUGCUGCCUGGCUCAGAGGGGCGGGGCUUCAACGCCACGUACCGCAUUGCUGAGUACUGCCUGCCGUGGGAGGGGGCGUGCGGGGGCACGGGGGGGCAGUGCUACACGGCGGAGCAGCGGUGUGACGGGCACUGGGACUGCGCCGAGACCGGCCGGGACGAGCAGGGCUGCGGGGGCUGCCCUCAGGGCGAGUUCGCCUGCGGGGGGGCGGCGGCCCUGAGGGCGGCCAGCGGUGGCCACUUCCUCGGCCAUCCCGUCUGCUUCCCGCCCAAAGACCGCUGCAACUAUCAGCUCUACUGCGCCGACGGCAGCGAUGAGAAGGACUGCACCGUCUGCCAGCCCGGAACCUUCCACUGCGACUCCGACAGGUGUGUGUUUGAAAGCUGGCGCUGUGACGGACAGGUGGACUGUAAGGACGGCACCGACGAGCUCAACUGCACGGUCACUCUGCCCCGCAAGGUCAUCACCGCGGCAACGCUCGGCAGCCUGGUCUGUGGGCUGCUGCUGGUCAUCGCAAUGGGCUGCACCUGCAAGCUGUACUCCCUCCGGACCCGCGAAUACAGCAUGUUUGCUCCAAUCAGUCGUCAGGAGGCGGAGCUUAUACAGCAGCAGGCCCCGCCCUCCUAUGGUCAGCUGAUUGCGCAGGGGGUGAUUCCUCCUGUAGAAGACUUCCCCACUGAGAAUCCAAACGAGUCCUCCGCUCUGUCUCUGAGAGGAAUCCUUCAGCUGCUCAGGCAUGACCCUGGCUCCUCAUCCAGACGUCGCCGCAGGCCCCGAUUCGUUAGGAGAACCAUCCGUCGCAUGCGGAGGUGGGGCUUGCUCCCAAGAGCCACACCCAGGCCCUCUCAGUCUUCUAGCCCCUCCCCACAGCAGGCAGGGACGGCUCCCACUGGCUCAGAGCCCAGUCAGUCAAGCGCUGGGGGCUCCUCAUUGGCCGGGGAAGGUGCCAGCCCACCUCUGCCUCAGAAACUGGCCUUACAUCCUCAGACCGAGCCAGUGGCACCUCCAGCCUCGCUGCCCGUGACCCCCCCGCCCACCGCGCCCCCUCCCCCACCCCCUGCUGCACCCCCUCCGCCUCCCCCGCCCCUGCCCCGCCCUGCUGCCCUACCCCUCGGCAGCCCGUGGCUGGCCUCCCUCUUCCACUCGCUGGGACUGAGCAUCUCCCUGUUCCGCCCUGCACCCCCCUCCCUGCCCCUCACCCCAUCCUCCUCCUCCUCUUCCUCAGAGGACGAGGUCCUGCUGAUCCCGCUCUCCGAGGACACGCCCUCAGAGGACGCUCCCUCAGAGGAUGACGUGCCCAUGCUCACCUGAGACCACGCCCCCCUCCUAAAUCACAGCCCCCUCCCCUCGCUCCUGGGCUGGGCUCUUCAGUCGGGACUGUGCCCUGGUCGGUCUGGUGCCUUCGAGUGAUUGCAUUUUGUUAGGUAAAAAAUACAGUCUUUAAUGAUAUGUGAGAUACUGAGUGAAAAAACCUUUAGAGAUUGGGAAUGUGUGAGUAAGUCUGUGUGUGUGUGUCUGUGUGUGUGUGGUAAAUAGAACUUUGCACAGCCUUUUCCCUGAUGAAAAUGGCCUGGCCUCUGCUAUCAGCCACUGUCAGAUCUGUGACGGUAUAGGGUUGUUGAGGUUGUUGAUACAUUCAUGAGAAUAUUGUUCUGAAAUUCAGCUUUUACACAUGCACAAACACUCACACACACACUUACACCCUCGCACAUACCCUCAGUCUCACACAC